Molecule: messenger RNA, 994 nt
Organism: Puma concolor (puma)
Lineage: Eukaryota; Metazoa; Chordata; Mammalia; Carnivora; Felidae
Gene: TFPI2
Product: tissue factor pathway inhibitor 2
Biological process (GO): negative regulation of peptidase activity
Cellular component (GO): extracellular region
Molecular function (GO): serine-type endopeptidase inhibitor activity
Source: RefSeq, a predicted model, not a curated record
AUGGACCCUACUGGACCUCUCCGGCUGUUACUUCUGCCGUUGCUCCUGAUGGGGACCGUGCUGGGAGAUGGUGUUCAGGAGGCACCAGGAAACAAUGCGGAGAUCUGCCUCCUGCCCCCGGACGAAGGGCCCUGCCGGGCCCGGAUCCCCAGUUACUACUACGACAGGUACACACAGAGCUGCCGCAAGUUCAUGUACGGGGGCUGCGAGGGCAACGACAACAAUUUCGAAACUUGGGAGGCCUGCGAUGAAGCUUGCUGGAGGAUAGAGAAAGUUCCCAAAAUUUGCAGGUUGGAAGUCAGUGAGGGGCAGUGUGGAGAGCCCAGAGAAGAGUAUUUCUUCAAUCUCAGUUCCAUGACAUGUGAAAAAUUCCUAUCUGGCGGGUGUCACAGCAAUGAGAACAGGUUCCCAGAUGAGGCUACCUGUAUGGGCUUCUGUGCACCAAAAAAAAGUCCAUCAUAUUGCUAUAGUCCAAAAGAUGAAGGACUAUGCUCGGCUAACGUGACUCGCUAUUAUUUUAAUCCGAGACACAAAGCUUGUGAGGCCUUCACCUAUACUGGCUGUGGAGGGAAUGAGAAUAACUUUAUUAACAUGAAGGAUUGCAAACAUGUUUGUGUAAAAGCUUUGAAGAAGGAAAAGAAUAAGAAGAUGCCAAAACUUUUCUUUGCUAACAGACGGGUGAAGAUUUGGAAGAGGCAAUUUUAACUUUUUUUUUCUAUAUUUCAUUUUGUGAAUGCUACUGCCUUUACGGUUAUAUCUGAAUAAUAAUAUAACAUGGGUAAAUGAAUCAUUAAUGAUUUACUUGCCAGUUUUUAUUGCUACAGGUUACUUUUUUGUAUAUUUUUAUACAUAACCAGCUGCUAUUCAAAUGUGAAUCUAUUAUUUUUAAUUUACUGUUCACCUAUAUGAGGCUGAAUUCUUACUGUGCGUAAGAUAUAAAAGCAAAUAUGACUCACCCAAUUCUUGGGGUUGUUCUUCCUGAAAUCAGAAGGUG